AUGAAAUUGCAACAUCAUGUUUUUUUCCUCUUCUUCAGUUCUCCCGGCAGCCGAAGAAUCUGUGUGAGUGUUGAUGCAGGAUGGCAGAAGCGGGGCAGUGGAAAAUGCUAUGACAGCCUGUCUGGACACUGCUCAAUGAUCGGGAACAAAACUGGCAAAGUUCUUGGCUAUUCGAUCCGCUCAAAGAGUUGCCGAAUCUGUCAUCAAGCAAAUAAAGCUAACAGGAUUCCUGAAGAGCAUGACUGCAGAAAGAACUGGGAUGGUUCCAGUAAAGGUAUGGAACCUGACAUGGUAUCUGAGAUGGUAGUUAAAGCUAAGGAAGAGGAUGUACAUGUGACCUCAAUCAUAGGAGAUGAUGAUGCUACAAGUAUAGCCAGAUUAAGGGCAAAUGUAGACAAGGACAUUGUUAAACAGUCUGACAAAAAUCAUGUGAGGAAAGGCUUAGGUAAUAAACUGUAUCAGCUGCAGAAAAAACACAAGACACUGAGCACCAAAGUAAUCAGGUAUCUACAAAAAUGUUUCAACUACAUGAUCAGCCAAAACAAAGGAAACCAAGAUGGAAUAAGCAGAGGAUUAACUGCACUAUCAUGUCACCCAUUUGGUGAUCACAGUAAGUGUGAUGACACUUGGUGCAGAUUUUUGAUGUCGUCAAGCUCAAGCUUCAGGUCUCUUCCUUAUGGUAAAGCUCUGUCAGAUUUGACUUUACAAGCAGACCUAAAAGCUUUGUUUGACAACUAUGCUAUACACAAAGUAAGACUUGCCAGUCUUGGAAGCACACAAUCCAAUGAUCGUUUUAACAAGACCGUGUCUAGCAAGGCACCAAAAUCUAGACAUUAUUCUGGCUCCUCAAGUCUUCACUUCAGGGUUGCUGCUUCCGUUGCACAAAAGAAUGUGGGCCACAGCUAUAUUAUAGCUGUUAACAGGACUCUUGGACUGUCACCUGGGACCUAUACCAGACAGCAUUUCACACUGAAAGAUCUUCAGCAUCGCAAACGAAAGGCUAUUGCAUCAACGAUUAAAGCUAAACAGCAUAGAUUACAUCUCAAGGUUAUGAGAAGUCAGAAGCGAACAGUUCAAGAAGUCAGAGAAGGUACGACGUACUCUGCCAUGGUUGACAUGUCUGAGGAGACUGACACCGAUGACCUAGUUAGCAUUCCUCCACCACUUCCUGUACCUGUCCAGGAGCCACUUCAGCUUAACAACACCACAUAGAUAGUCUUUGAUCUUGAAACUACUGGCUUAGCGAGAACAUCUCAUGUGACACAGUUAGCUGCAGUCCGGGGUGAAGAACGAUUCAACCGCUAUGUUGUACCCGAGGUACAGAUUACUCCAGCUGCUGCACAGGUCACAGGCAUACGUGUUGAGGGGAG
Haliotis rubra (blacklip abalone) is the source of this 1370-nucleotide messenger RNA. RefSeq lists its product as uncharacterized. The transcript is spliced from 5 exons. Lineage: Eukaryota; Metazoa; Mollusca; Gastropoda; Lepetellida; Haliotidae. The coding region runs from base 1 to 1212 and encodes 403 amino acids. The record is from RefSeq and is a predicted model, not a curated record.